GUAUUUAAAUAGAUGUAGAAUUUUUUUAAACUUAACUCACGGUCACACUGCAGGCGGCAUUAAAUUGGUAAAGAAAAACAAAGAUGCGCGACGAAAUUUUGGAUCCUCAUAAUCUGGUAAAGAACCGGGAAAUAUUGUACCGGUUAAUGAUCAGUCAGUUGAUGUACGAUGGGCUGGAGAAAUUUGCAAUGGAACUCUCAAUGUUGGUCAAGGCGGAUCAGUGUGCGCCCAGCGAACGCCUGCUGCACGUGAUGAUCUCGGGCAUGCAAACUAUGUCCGAGAAGGAUAAAAGCAAUACGGACGAUGUGCUGCCUGGCAUCGAUUUGGAAUUCGAACCAGAGGCUUCGGCGCUGGCUCCCGAACCGCAUUCCUACGAAACUGCUUAUGUGACAUCGCAUAAGCAGGCUUGCCGAGCUGGUGCGUUUAGCUUUGACGGCUCCCUAGUGGCCACGGGCAGUGUGGAUGCCAGUAUUAAAAUCCUCGACGUGGAGCGCAUGUUGGCCAAAUCAGCACCCGAAGACAUUGAACCAGGACGUGAGCAACAGGGACAUCCAGUCAUACGCACAUUAUACGAUCACACGGAUGAAGUGUCGUACCUCGAAUUCCAUCCCAAGGAACACAUCCUGGCGUCGGCAUCGCGUGACGGCACCGUCAAGCUUUUCGACAUUGCCAAGCCAUCGGUGAAGAAGGCGCACAAAGUUCUAACCGACUGUGAGCCCGUGUUGUGCGUCUCGUUCCAUCCGACCGGCGAUUAUAUUGCCAUUGGCACUGAACACAAUGUGCUGCGCAUCUAUGAUGUGCACACGACACAAUGCUUUGUCAGCGCCAUUCCGUCGCAGCAGCACAAGGCGGGUGUCACGUGUGUUAAGUACUCGCCCACAGCAAAGCUCUACGCCACGGGCAGUUUCGACGGUGACAUUAAGAUCUGGGACGGCAUCAGCGGCCGUUGCAUUAACACUAUUGCCGAAGCGCACAGUGGGGCAGCUAUUUGUUCGCUGCAGUUCACACGGAAUGGAAAGUAUUUACUCUCUUCUGGCAUGGACUCAAUUGUCUAUCUGUGGGAACUCUGCACCAGUCGACCAAUUCAGACUUAUACGGGCGCUGGCACAACCGGCAAGCAGGAGCAUCAGGCAGAAGCUGUUUUCAAUCACACCGAAGACUAUGUGCUCUUCCCCGACGAAGCAACUACAUCGUUGUGCUCUUGGAAUUCUCGCAAUGGCUGUCGCCUGACACUCAACUCGCUGGGACACAAUGGCCCGGUGCGCUACAUUACGCAUUCGCCUAAUGCGCCGGCAUUUUUAACUUGUUCGGACGAUUUCCGUGCACGCUUUUGGUAUCGUCGUGCUAAUAAUCAAUAAGCGUCUCCUUAGAACUAAGCUAAGCAUAAUAAUAAAAUAAAACCAAUAUUAACAAGAUGUCUUUAGUUCUUUUGAAUAUGUUGCGUAGAUUUCUCAAACGCAUACCAGGAAAUGACUAAAAACGUUGCCUACUUCUAGGCGCGGAAUUUGUGAGAAAUCUAUUGAUAUGACUUAAGUUGGUUAAGAAUGUUCUUUCACUAAAGUUUAAUUGCAUAAAUUAUUUCAUUUAUUUAUUUAAUAUUAAUUGAUUCAGAGUUUCAAGUCGUAUAAAAUCUAUUUAUUGAGCGCAUUGUUAGUUUAAGUCGUAAUAAUUGCUUUAAGUAAAUGUUCAAAUCUGAAUAUGUUACAUAAUACAAAUGCUGAGUACUUUUGAGCGUACAAUUUGUGUGUUUUGUGCACGCCACUCUUUUCACUAGGCUUUUGUUUUCGUCUAUACUUAAUGUGCAUACAUGUAGUUAUAAUGCUUUGUUUAACUUAAGACAAAAUAUCAGUUAAUAUUCACUGGAAGUCCCUUGCGCAUUGUAUUGUGCAGCGAUUGCGAUUGAAGCACGCUUUAAUGCCGUAAUAUCUAAAAUUAUAAA
Drosophila nasuta is the source of this 1939-nucleotide messenger RNA. It is a transcript of the gene CstF50, whose product is annotated as cleavage stimulation factor subunit 1 Cst50. Gene Ontology annotation, biological process: mRNA 3'-end processing. The transcript is spliced from 3 exons. Bases 84 to 1358 code for a protein of 424 amino acids. Gene Ontology annotation, molecular function: RNA binding; protein binding. The record is from RefSeq and is a predicted model, not a curated record. Gene Ontology annotation, cellular component: mRNA cleavage stimulating factor complex. Lineage: Eukaryota; Metazoa; Arthropoda; Insecta; Diptera; Drosophilidae.